This is a messenger RNA of Trypanosoma cruzi, 462 nucleotides long. Its product is annotated as membrane-bound acid phosphatase, putative. Lineage: Eukaryota; Euglenozoa; Kinetoplastea; Trypanosomatida; Trypanosomatidae. The transcript has a single exon. The record is from RefSeq and is a predicted model, not a curated record. The annotation marks the transcript as partial.
AUGACUUACCAAUCAAUGACAACCGCAUGGUGUGUUGCCAUCCUGCUCCUUGCCGUGACAGGCGCAAACGGCCUGUACGUGCUGGAGCUGGUGCAAGUGGCUCAUCGCCACGGUGUGAGUCCGCCUCCGGUGGCCACACCCAACCGUGAGAAGUUGUGCAGCCCCAACGGCGCAAGCAGCUGCACCGCCAUCGCAAAGAGAGGCGUGGAGCAGAUGACGGCCAUGGGGGCCCACAUUCGGCAGCUGUACAGCGGGGACGCGGCCACUUUUGGUAGCGCCACGUGGUUCCAGUCGCCCUACGACGUUUCAGCCGUGUCCACCCGUUCCAUUGCGGACCCCGCCACGGUCCAGGCGGCGGCGGCGCUGCUGGGUGGGAUUUACGCCAGUGAGAACGCCACUAUCGUCCCGACGAUCAUCUCGACCGCACCCGAGCGGGACACUCUGCUCAACGUGGAGGCAUUC